GUUAGCAUCCAUUUCUAUUCCCAUCUCGAUUGAAUCGGCCACUGGGAAUCGGCUAAAUUUCCGCGAAGCAUGGUGUGUGUCCCCUUCUGGCCAAUAGGUUACUCGCCUCCUCCAUCUCCCUCUUUACUUGACAAGCUAUCUUACACCCUGUUUGCGUCGGGACGCAACUGCUCUUGUGCUCGUAGCGUCCAACACCCUUCCUGCUCAUGCAUCCAUGGCAAAUUCUCCUCCUUUGUUUGUUGUGGACGAUACAUCACCCACCAUCCUAUAUUUUCCUUUUGGUGACACCCUUUCAAUCCCAAAUUUCACGGCGGGCUGGAAUCCGUUAUUUAAUCAAACCAGCUUUGGCGGGGUUCCUCUUGAGGUGGAAAAUAGCACCACAGUUCACAUCACCUCGCUCAAUAAUGCCUCUUUUUCUCUUAAAUGGAAAGGAACCGGGAUUCAGCUCGCUGGGUAUACCACGGAUGCAUCAUAUACCAUUCUCUUAGACGGUUUCCCUCGAGAUGCAAAAUCCACGAAGACUCUCCUAGCUUCAAUUGAAGAUCUCGACAAUGUUGACCAUGACAUUUCACUUACAACCAUCAUUUCGGACACUACUCAAAAUCAAACGUCCUCGUUCCUUGUAUUCGAUAAGGCUACAAUCUUAGCACCGCCAGCUUCCGAUAACGCCACCGUCGACACACUUUUUGCCCCACAGUCGUUGAAUGAUAGCGGAAUCAGCUUCAUCGGGGAAUGGAAUUUCCAGAAUACUUCAGGAAAUGGUUUGAGCCCUGUUUACAUAUCUAACAACCCGGACGACAGUGCCUCAGCAAAAUUUAACGGCACUGCGCUACAAAUUUAUGGGACAGUCUCUCCGCAAGGUGGAAAUUAUACCGUAAAACUGGACAAUGUAACGUCCCAGUUUUCGGCCAAUGCAUCCUUCAUCCAGAACAACACCCUUCUUUUCUUUGCCAGCGCGUUAAAUACCGACGUAGCACACGAUGUUCAAAUAUCAAAUAAUGGAGGCACAUUAAUUUUACCUUUCAACGGCUUCGUAGUAUACUCCUCUGGUGAUCCCAAUAUUCCUUCGACGGGUACUACACCAGGUGCUGCGUCCCCUGGUGGCAAUCUUAGUAGCGGCUCCCUUCCUAAAGGGACUAUAGCAGCGUUGGUGCUAGCUGGUAUCCUCGCAUUUCUGCUCAUCAGCAGUCUCUUGUUCUUUUUCUUUGUAUGGCGACCAAUGAAGAUUAAACAUCGGCAAGCUCUACGAGAACGAUACAUGCUGGAACGAGAUGCUAGUGGUGGAGACGCAGUCCUCAACAUCGGACAGCACACUCCCAGCUACGUGUCCAAUAUCAGUCCAACUGGAAGUCGGAGAACUCGUGGAAGCCAAAGAAGUAGCGGCCGCUCAGGGUUUCUCCGCUGGAAACGGGAAAUGGAAUCCACCGAUGGUGGAAAUGUGCUCGGCGCGCUUGGGCUGAUAUUUAGGCAUUCGUACUCUCCUAAGGACAAAGCACCCAGUCAUUUGGAUGAUGAUAAUCUUUAUGAGGAUGGAUCGGGAAGUCGCAAAUCGUCUAAUAUCUCUUUUACAUCUCCUACUCAGAGUCCUGGAAGGAAAGGCAAAAGCCGCUGGACUGGGAAGUCGAAGCAAGAUGUUCCCAGCUUUACAAUCGAUCUCCCUCCAUUAAAUCUGUCCCAGGAGCAUUUCGAGAUUCCAACAUUACUUCCACCUCCUACCGCUCACACACCCUUGUCUGAUUUUACUUCCCUGACGUACAUGUCGACACCUGACACUCGAAACUUUCGGGAACUCUCCUUCAAUGCGCCAUUUAGUCACCUUUCCAAUACAUCACACCCUCAGCCUCCUGCUGCUUCUCCUGACUACGGCAAAACAGUCAGUCAUGGCGCGCCGCUCAUCCGCGAUGGGUUUCAUAGGUCAAAUGAGUCUGAAUCAGAAGUCGACUUUCGCUCUAGUCUUGUUUCAACUCGACAAGAACCCGAUCUUCAGGUGCAUGUCCAAGAAUUCGAGGUCCAAAGUACCAAUGCCACUUUCUCAACCAGACGGAGCGUGAGCCGUACAGCCGCCAGCAUGUACGCGCGCGAGAUGGAUCGCGGUAGUGUGCGAACCAAUGACGAUGGUUUGAGCAUGUUGGGACCAGCAACAGCUAGAGCUGCAAUACGAAGUUUGAGUCCUCGUACUAGCGAGCUCGCCUUCACUACCCUCGGUUUGCACCAACCGGUUCCCUCUGCUAGCCAUUCAGAAAACGACCCCAGAUUUCCUCGCGAGCGACUUGUAAGCGACGAAACACUUCGACCACAAAGUCAAGACCCCUCGGCGGAUGUUGAUCUUGCGAGGCACGACCGUCGUAAGACCGUAGAAAGUGCCAGCAGGAAAUCGAGGCUGUCAGUGAGAUUCGAGGAUGAUACUGAUAGAUUGACAUCAAGUUCCAAAAACCAGAGUGCAGAACUAGCAGAUGAUAGUCUACUUGUACCACCUGGUCGUUUGGAGGUUCCCAAAGCCGCUUUCCGUUUAACUCCUCAACGUCCGGUCACUUCCCCGAUCUCAGAAGCCGACUCUAAAGUCGCUACAUCUUUUUUGGAUCUAAGCGGUUCAAACUCCCAGUCCAACUCGGAUUCUUCACAGAAAGAACCGUCGUUGGCUUCACAAGGGCAAGGGUUGAAGUCAAGAUGGAGCGCUACUACCGCCACUGAUUUGGGAUCACACAAUCUCAGGCAGGAGUCAUCGGACUCUCAGAAUUCCGGAGGAUCGACUUCUUCUCCUUCUAGUAAUUUCCCAUUCCCUGUAUCUCUGCCCGCAUCCCCGCAUCACCCGGAGGGAUUCAAGCCAUCGCCGCCUGUCACACCUUCGUCGGGGACAUACCAAACGCUCGCACCUGGGCGACUAAAUAUUCAUCCUCAUCCUUUUGGCAUUGCCAUGAACCCAGCUUCUCCGUCAGAUAGUGUUCCCAUAUCUAUAUCAGAUCUACACUUUCGACACAGUGAUUCGGAGAAUGACGACCUGAUUACAGACUCCACUGCGGAUCCUGGCUCCCACCUUCCUCCUCAUCCUCCUCUUCCCAGCAUUCCUCCCACACCAACAUCUCCCCCUCCUCUGAAUGCGCCAUCUCAUGUCGCCCCACCCACUUCUCCGACCUUAUCAAGUCCCAGCUAUAUUGUCAGUCGCGUGUUCCCUCACAGCCGAUCAAAUUCCGCAAUUGACCCUCAGUCACCAUCUGCCCACCGGACCGCUGGCAGCUCAUGAUUGCUUUAGUUCGCUCGCAAUCCUGUCCAUAGGAUGCGGUUUGAGUGUGGAAUCCCGAAUUUGCAAAUCCCAUGAGGUCACUUCCACUGCUAUCCCAUGUACCGAAUUCGGACAGUAUUUUUCGCCCACCUGCAUCAGCAUCUUAUUGCAACACCGACAAAUCCUCAAAACUAUGGGCUCGGAGGGGCUGAAAGUUGAACGAAGGAAGCACAUACAUGUUAAUCUGACAAUCUACAUACUGUAU
Lentinula edodes (shiitake mushroom) is the source of this 3485-nucleotide messenger RNA. RefSeq lists its product as uncharacterized. The record is from RefSeq and is a predicted model, not a curated record. Lineage: Eukaryota; Fungi; Basidiomycota; Agaricomycetes; Agaricales; Omphalotaceae. The transcript has 5 exons. The coding region runs from base 215 to 3241 and encodes 1008 amino acids.